Molecule: messenger RNA, 8571 nt
Organism: Nilaparvata lugens (brown planthopper)
Lineage: Eukaryota; Metazoa; Arthropoda; Insecta; Hemiptera; Delphacidae
Product: KICSTOR complex protein SZT2
Exons: 43
Coding region: 40-7635 (2531 amino acids)
Cellular component (GO): peroxisome
Source: RefSeq, a predicted model, not a curated record
GAACUAGUUGGGAAUGUAGAAACUAAGACUUCAGCCGAUAUGCCCAACUGCCUUCUCAUGGAAACGUUCUAUGAAAACUUGAAAGACCUACAUGAUCGAGAUAUGUGUCUAUCGAAAGAAGACUCAAAAAAACUAAUCGACUUGAUCAUACAGAGAGAGAAAGAUAAUGUAUCACUAGCAGAGGAAGUGAAAGAAUUUUCAGAGGGAUCAACCAGCAAGACAGGAUCAAACGAAGCUCUGGAAGUGCCGAUGAUAGGAGAUUGGAAGCGGAUGAUAUGUUGGGCGACUGGAGAUGGUGACCCGGAGGCGGAUACCAGGAGACCACAGCUGCACCACUCUUGGCAGAGACGGCAAAAAGCAGUCGGUGCAAGUGCAAGUGCAAAUACUCCGCCAGUGCCAGUCCAGUGGAAGUGCUUUGUCAAAGCGCUUUCCUCGUCUCGGUGCAUCCUCACACUGGUUCCAGCUUCAUUUCAGGAUGUAAAGGUGCUAGCCGAUUUCUCUGAAGAGUUUCCGGCGUCACGUCUGCGCGCCAACUCGUGGGACAUGAUGCGCCAAUCGACCGCCUCGAUUCGAGCUAGAACCAGUUCGGUGGGUGCACGUGUCACUAGUCGCACAGGUGACACGUGUGGCACUAGUGACACGUGUAGCACUAGCAGGCACUCCAUCACACUGCCUCUAUUCGUCUACGACUGCCUGGUCAGCAACCUCAUCGAUGCCAACUCGGUCAAAACCGGAAAUGACAUUUUCAUCGACAAGACUAACGAAACUGCCGAUGAUCCAAGUAGUGAGAGGGACUCUGACAAUUCCGAUAUCACUUUGGAGGAGCUCAGCCUGAGAGAACAUUGUAAAAUGGUGAUGCAAUCAUUCAAUAAUGCAUUUGUCGUGUCAUUGUUCAAAUCUCUACGCUUGGGCAAUAGCAUACAUGCAGUUGAUGUUAAAACAGCCGUAGAGGAGUGUGAAGAAUCAUCUGUCGAAAUUGAUAUCACUAAUUAUUUGAAGACGGUGUGUGGACAUUUGAAGGAAUUAUUUGCCGAAAAUCAAGUGGAAAACACUGACAGUGACGUCUUACUAUCCGUUUUCAAACAUCCUGGGCCCUGCUUGGACUACAAACAUUUGCACAAACUUAUCAAAAAUAAAUUCCUGAGAAUACUGACUGCAUCCUUCAAAGCUGUGUCAUCUGAUCCCAAGUAUUACUUCUGCUCGCCCAUGUGGGAAAGGGACCGACAGAAUUGUAGUAAUCAGAAGAAGAGAAAUGCACAAAAAUCGCAAGAAACCGCUACUAAAAAUCUUAAGGUUGUGUCGACCCCCUUCGGACAUGACGAUUCCUUAAGAGUGCUGGAGUCAUCUAAUGAGUUUGAUAGUCUGCAUUUCACAGCCGAUAUAUCUGAUUUACGAUGUGAUCAAAUCAGUAUGCAUGAUGACUUGGGAUUGAAAAUUAACUGCGCCUCCAAGCCUGAUCUAGAUUUAGAACUUGAAAGACGUAACACAGUUAUUAAUGAUUGGUGUGCCGCAAACAAUCUAUCUCUCAAUAAAAAUAAAACCACUGACACAAAUUCAGUUUCAAUAGAAAUUCAAAUGAGCCUUCCCUUAAAUUUUUGGGAUGUAAAGGUGCUAGCCGAUUUCUCUGAAGAGUUUCCGGCGUCACGUCUGCGCGCCAACUCGUGGGACAUGAUGCGCCAAUCGACCGCCUCGAUUCGAGCUAGAACCAGUUCGGUGGGUGCACGUGUCACUAGUCGCACAGGUGACACGUGUGGCACUAGUGACACGUGUAGCACUAGCAGGCACUCCAUCACACUGCCUCUAUUCGUCUACGACUGCCUGGUCAGCAACCUCAUCGAUGCCAACUCGGUCAAAACCGGAAAUGACAUUUUCAUCGACAAGACUAACGAAACUGCCGAUGAUCCAAGUAGUGAGAGGGACUCUGACAAUUCCGAUAUCACUUUGGAGGAGCUCAGCCUGAGAGAACAUUGUAAAAUGGUGAUGCAAUCAUUCAAUAAUGCAUUUGUCGUGUCAUUGUUCAAAUCUCUACGCUUGGGCAAUAGCAUACAUGCAGUUGAUGUUAAAACAGCCGUAGAGGAGUGUGAAGAAUCAUCUGUCGAAAUUGAUAUCACUAAUUAUUUGAAGACGGUGUGUGGACAUUUGAAGGAAUUAUUUGCCGAAAAUCAAGUGGAAAACACUGACAGUGACGUCUUACUAUCCGUUUUCAAACAUCCUGGGCCCUGCUUGGACUACAAACAUUUGCACAAACUUAUCAAAAAUAAAUUCCUGAGAAUACUGACUGCAUCCUUCAAAGCUGUGUCAUCUGAUCCCAAGUAUUACUUCUGCUCGCCCAUGUGGGAAAGGGACCGACAGAAUUGUAGUAAUCAGAAGAAGAGAAAUGCACAAAAAUCGCAAGAAACCGCUACUAAAAAUCUUAAGGUUGUGUCGACCCCCUUCGGACAUGACGAUUCCUUAAGAGUGCUGGAGUCAUCUAAUGAGUUUGAUAGUCUGCAUUUCACAGCCGAUAUAUCUGAUUUACGAUGUGAUCAAAUCAGUAUGCAUGGUCAGAGUGGUUGGGAGGGUGUGGCUAACAAUUGUGUAACAACACCUGACGAUGCCAGAACAUCUCUGAUAGCCAACAUGGAUUCCGAUAGUAUAAGCAAUUUUCCAGAUGACGAAUCGGUCGAAGAAGUUUCUCCACUUUUCUUGCAUUUGGACUGUUCUCUCAAUUCUGCAGGAGACAGUAACAAUUGCACUGUCAAAAUAAUACCGACAUGCUUAAACGAACUGCUAGAUGUGGACAACAACAAACUGGAAAAGUUGAACUUGAGCGACAUGAAAGUGGUGUUGCGAUUGGUGCUCACCGCCAAAACCAGUACUCAGCCUCCUCUCAGCCAACCAGCGACCACCACGGACACCAGUACACCGCAACUGCACCACCUGCCUGACAACCAGCAAAAGGCGGUGGCACAGUGUGUCAAGGAAAUCGAAUGGCUCAUGCACGAUGAGAUAGCCGCCUUCAUGUUGGAUGUAGUUCCGGUCUCUCAGGAAACGCUGCAAUUUGUGUCACAUCACGUCGAGACUUCUGUGAAUCGUCCCAGCUGCCUGCACCAACUAGUGCCUUUGAAGUUUGUCUUCGGUCUUGAACACAGUAUGGGUUGCUUCCUCAAGGACCUAGCUCAAAUGACUAUUCCGGGUUACUGUCUGCAAAAGGAGGGCGAUUAUUACUUUCUUAUAAAAGAUGAGAAUUCGAAAACACAAAAGUCGAAUGAAGAAAGUUUCUGCAAUUACAGUCAAAGUGGCGAGUUUUGGGUCUCUUCUACUGGAUCACAAACAAAUGAUGACAAAAAGUCAAUCGACUCACCAUCAUGGACACGCACAUCCGAUAUGAGAAGUUGCAGUCAAGAAUUCAACAAAAGUUCGAUAUCAGGCUGGAGCUCAGUUGCUGCCUGGCAUCAUAAUGUUUCAUCAUUGAUGGAAAAUGGAUUGGCAGCUGAAGAUAUUUAUAAUGUAGAGCAUAUGGAUGAAUCUAGUGACUGGCUCAGUGAUCUUGAAAGGAGAAGAGCUAUACUGCCCAACUUCUGGUUGAUCAUGAAAGUUGAUAAGGAAUCAGUCUCCACAUAUUUCCAUUGCAGAUUUCUUGAACUUGAAACCCAAAAAGUGAAAUUGUACAGUUUGAUUCAGAGAAGCGUUGUGAAAAAUAUCAGUGAAGUGUGCAAGGUAGUGAAUCAAACAAUGCUAUUGCAGAACCUACACAAUACAAGGCUGUGUAAUCCGCUGCUCGAACCAGAAACAACAGACGAUGAUACUUGGACAUCAAGCCCAAAAAUUCAAUCACAAGUUGGAGGUCGUAUCGACUUGGAAAGUGGUUUUCCCGAAGGAAUUUUCGCUUGUAAUGUUGUGUGGAAAACACACUUCGCACUGCAUCCUCGCCUCAAAACAGGUCCUGGAAAGCCUCGUCUGUCCAGAGCUAUUCAGGCUUUGCAAACCGUACUCAACAGGUUCUCUGUCAACAAUCGAAACAACAUGUUUGUCUACCAAGACAAAAAUGAAAAUGUCUUCUAUUUGAGGUUGUACGAGAAAACUCAAAUAAGAACAAUUGAUGUAGAAGACGGUUCACCAGGAUCAGUAUCGCGUAGUUCUUCUAUUAAUUCAUUAAAUAGAGAAUACAACAAGCGAGUUUUGGAUGAUCAAAUCAGUGUCAAUAAAGAACCGCCGAGGCCAAGGUUGAAAUCAUUUGGAGAGUCCGGUGAUGGUUCUUUCACUUCGAAACAGGAAGACUUUAUAACUCUACAAGUUCAUGGUAUAUACGAAGCAGGAUCUGAAGUGAAGUUGGAACUUGUCCAAGUUUUGCAGAACAGGCUGAACGAUGCGGUGCUGGAAGUUGUUUCAGUUAUGCUAGCUCGUAAUCCAAUGUGCAAAUUAUCACCUGAAGAUGUACAUUUCAUCCAAAAACCCAACAGUACUCCGGAUAAUUUCAUAAAGUUCACCAUACCUUUGCAUGCAACCAGUUAUCUGCAAGCUUUGGCUUAUUUCCUUCGACAAAAUCUACUGCAAUUUCUGCACAUGCCCAAGUACACUGAUUCAAGGAUCCACAAUCAUUUUCAGGACUACACAUACCCAAACGAUUCGACCAGAAAGAUACCAGAAGAAAAUAUACUGCUCUACAAUCAGAGUCACUCUUCCGGCAAUAAGGGUAUUGCAUGUAUUGGAUUCUCUGUUGUGAACGCUGAUGGGAGUCUACUAGUGGCAAGGGAUCAAUGUCCGAUUCCUUCUUCUGAUGCAUACUACAAAAAACCUCUCUCAGAAUCAGAGUUCCACCCUUUCACCGAAACCUCAACUAUCAGCGAUCAAGAAAUUAGUGAAUCAGCAGGUGACUCAACUUUCAUCGAGUUUCGUGUCUGGAAACAAGGCAGAGUGAAUAUUGAAUCGCUCACACAUAUGCUGAAAGCUUCCAUACGACAUACUCUCUGGGAUUUACUUAUGGAGUACAACUUACUCACUGCUCCUCUCACUCAACCUUCUGCAGAACAAGAAAAGUUGGUUGAUCAAGAACUUGCACCUAUUCAUCAAACCAUAACAGUUCCAUGGUUGAAGCUUGCUGUGAGCAUGGGUGUUCCCGCAGUCAAGCCACUUUACAUCAACCUUACAGCAAGGUCAAUUUGUUACCUCUACAUCUUCUUCAAUCUAUGGCACAUAAACUAUUUUAGAACGCGACCAAGGGGCAGGCUUCUGAAGGUGUGCGGUAACGUAGUUCAUGACUAUGUUGAACAACAAUGGACUAAGAGUGGAUCCCUGGUGCACCCCGACCUUGACUUCAAAUUCCGGACCAACACCAGCAGGGCUGAGGACUCUAGUCUUGAUGUCAUUAUACAUGUCCUUGAGGAUUUCGAUAUAACAUAUUUCAAUUAUUGGUUUGCAGCGCACAGUAUCUCAUCCCAUUAUCCACCUUUUUGUGACUCAUCCUCUGAUCCAAUGCUAUUUAUUCCACGUCAACGGUUUUUGCUUGCGGUUAUAACGAGUGAAAAUAUAACCAUUUACACGUACAAUUGGGCCAAGGAAAGGAUUGAACUGAUGAAGAAGCAUGUUAGCAAUCUUGGCAAUUGGCUAAGUGCUCGAUGCAGCUUAUUGACUGGAAUUCUAGCGCAAAAAAUGGGGCUUUUCCAUAAUAAGCCAUAUGCCAGAAAGACUACAGGACAAAGUGGACUGAGUCAUACAACUGACGUAGAAAGUCUUGUCAGUUUUUCAAUGCAAACGGUCAAACAGCAGAGAUCUACCGGUUGUGGAAUAGCCCAGCUAUCAGAGGUUCUAAGGGAUACGAAGCCAACACCUAUCAAGAAACUCAACACUGCUGAUCCUGUCGUAAUCAAUGUUCAGCGAAUUCUCGAUUCUCGAAACGAUGAGAAACGAGAUCAUCAGAAGAAACUGUACAUGAUGUGGCAGGCUAGGGGAGCGACACCAAAUAUUCCUUUAGCUGAGGACAUUCUUCAUAUUUUCAUCCAACACUCGAGAAAUAUCCAUUACUGUCUCACACCUUUGCUCUUUCUUCCGAGGUGGCGAAUUCAAAGUGCAGCUACAAGAGAUCAUUCUCUGAAAGUGGUCCAGGCCUCAUCUAGUGAUAGCUCUGUGUCAAAGAGUGACGAUAAAUGGCACCAACAGCUGUGUCAUAACUUUGUUCACGAAUACAAACAAUAUCUACAAUCCUUGGGAUUCAUUCCCAUUCAGAUUGGUCCAUCGACACCAAAAAAGGGAAUGCGAAGGAACAGUAUUUGCCAGUCAACUAAGAACUCAUGUUUCCUUCAAAAAUCACUUCUUGGAGGUAUACUUCUGUUUGAGUUGUUUCUAUCGGAACCAUUCUUCCACACAAAACUGCAUGCACUUGAGUGCUCAAGGCUACAGUCUUCGACUCCACUUUUGUCUCAGUUCAUAAUGAGUUUCUUGGACGAAUGUGACCGAGUGAAAAUACUGAUGCAUCUACACUCUUUUACCUACGAUUACCAUCUGCGCUGUUUGCAUUGGUUCAUUUCCAACAAGCAAGUGCUUCUGCGUCCAAACUACCACAUCACCAGCUUCCUUGAUGACUUCAUUAAAUACUACACCAAAGCUCCCAACUAUGCCACAAGUCUUGUCUUUUCAGAUUCAAUGCUGAUCCGUGACAUAUCGAUACCAUCUAUGCAAUUGUUCAGUUACUUAUUGAAUAAUGAGAAAGACUACAAGAUGGAAGUAUACUGUAUGCUUCCUUCCUCGGAAAAUAGUCAAGAAAAUGAGUUCAUCCUGGUGCAGUUGAGCCAAACGCCCCAGAUCAUUUACAAAGAUGCACAUGACAUGAAACAGACUGAUGACUUUGAUGUGACCCUGAUGAUCGCCCAACAAGCAAACCCGGAUCCAAACACCUUAUCUUUGCACUUCUAUCUACUCCUUACAAGCAGAAGAGAGCUUUACCCAAACCUUGAAAUUGAGCGCAAGCUUGGGAAGUUCUGUCCCGUAUCUACUGUCUCAUCACUGACUGAGACUGAUGGUCAGAGCGGCAAAACAGGGGACAUUGUUGUGACGCCAGUUGCAACUCAACAUAAUGAAAUCAGACCAGAAUGUGUGAACUAUGUUGGUUACUACUCAUCUCACGAACAGCUGAUGCAGCAGUUGAUAAUGGAAGAGGCGGAGGCAGCGCGCCGUCACAUCAUGUGGAUGACCAGUGAGGGCUCUUUGGACUGUACAACUCACCUCUUGUGGAAUAAAUUGAUGUCCAAUUAUCCUCUGAACAACACACUGACAUAUGGAGAACUAAUGGAGCUGUGUAAUCUAGCACAAGUUGAACUGCUAUCAGCUAUAGAUGCUCGAUUAUCUCCACUGCUGGCCCAGUCGUUGCCAUGGUAUCAGAGUCUCGUUAAGGUGCUCGCGGCCAAAUAUUCCGACUUAUUUCGCACGUUCAUUUCAGCCGACAACAAUACUCAACAUUUCCUCAUACUGCAUCCGAAACUGAUGAAAGGAUUUGUCAUGCUUACACUGGAUAUGCAGGCCGCUCGAGGUGAAAUAAGUAUAGUCUGCAGAAAAUCUCACCGUCACGAUCAACACGAUGUAUCAACAUCGGAUCUUCAUUCUCUAAUUGAAGGCGUGGUCAACGCUACUGGCUUCCAUAUUUGGACUGGAUUAUUAUAACGCCAAUUUAGAUACCUAAUCAAUCAAUUUCGAGCAAAUCGAAAUUUAGGCAAAUAUUGUUGUAGAUCAUUCAAGUCAUUGAUCCUUGAAGCUACCAUUGAUCCGACUCUGACAAGCUACAUCUUAUCUUCUCUUUCAACCUACUGGCAAAUUUCACUUUUUGUGUAGUUGACAAGUUGAUAUUGUGGUAAUUAUUCAUAUUGAAUGAAAAAGACUAAGAAAUUGUCAAAAAAUCAGUGGUUUUUUGACAAUUUCUUAGUCUUUUUCAUUCACUACUGGGAAAUAUUUUACCUCAUAUUAUUAUUAAUUACGUAUUGCCAUUAAUUACGCUUAUUUGUGCAAUCUCUGUGUCUCAAUGGAUUGUACAUUUAGAUUUUAUAAUAUGAAUCAAAACAAACUUCCAAUUUGAAACUAUUUUUAUAAUAAAUAAUAUAUUUCAACAGUUUACUUGACAAAUGUGUGUAGACGAUUGACAUUAGGAGCGUAAGAUUAGAAACAAAUUAUUAAGCAUGUUAUUUUUAUAUGUUGAAGAUUGAAAGUUUGUAAUUAUAAUUGUGGUCUUACUUCAACAAGGCUUCUAGUAUUAGAUGUUAUUGCAGACUUGAAACUAAUAUGUGAUCAAAUGUGUUCAUAAAUAUUUUGAUGAUGGAGUACUUGUUACCUUGCAGAACAGCAAUCUGAAAGCAAAAUGUAUAAUUUUAGUAAUCAAGUCAUUAUUGAAUAAUUUUAGUAUAUUUAUUCAUUAUUCUAUCAUUUUAAUGUAACUUUCAAAUCUCAAUUCAUUAUCUAAUUCGUUUGAAAGGAAGUCAAAUAAUCCUUAUUAUGUAAUUCUUUAUUGCUCAAACAAUAUAUUAUUUCUAACCUAAAAUUUAUGAAUAAAUGUUGUUAGUACCUCAGUUACAAGAAGGUAGGUGAUUAAAAUAUUGCACAAAAAAA